Molecule: messenger RNA, 2041 nt
Organism: Eleginops maclovinus (Patagonian blennie)
Lineage: Eukaryota; Metazoa; Chordata; Actinopteri; Perciformes; Eleginopidae
Gene: polr2m
Product: RNA polymerase II subunit M
Exons: 4
Coding region: 269-1297 (342 amino acids)
Biological process (GO): intracellular signal transduction; transcription elongation by RNA polymerase II
Cellular component (GO): intracellular anatomical structure; nucleus
Molecular function (GO): transcription elongation factor activity
Source: RefSeq, a predicted model, not a curated record
CGUUGGAGCUACAGCUCACAUUUACGCACACGAAGAAGAAGAGUCCCACAUUGAAUUGUUGUGGUUUCAUGUGUUAAAGAAGUUAACCUGUCGCCUUUACAGCUUUCCAAAACUCUCUAACUUUAAAAGGAUCCUUUAACAGCCAACUUGUUGAGCUGGUUUACGUAUGAUUAGAGUUUAUGUGCUGCGUGUGUAAACGUUAGCUCACACUGUUUGUGAAUGUCUGUAGCUAGUGUUAGCUAAUGCUAGCUGUCAAUAGCUAACAGUGAUGUCCUCCUCAUGGACAGAGCGGCAGGGACGGCUGGGAGAUCUCGGGAAACAGAGCAAAGAGGAGCUCCAAGAACUGCUUCUUCGACAGGAAAAGAUACUCUCGAACAAGAGGUUUUUACAAAGUCUUCCUGACAAAGGGAAAAAGAUUAGAGAAUUUGCAGAGAAAGUACACCUUGCCAUUGAAUACUCUGAUGAGGAUGAGAGGAAACAGAGCUUGGUGUUUGCUGCCAGGAAAGAGUUACAGUCCAAGUACCAGCAGGCUUUCACAUCACAGUGUGCUGUCCCCAACGCACCUUCAGCCUCACACCAAAACAGGCAAAGUGAGGCUGUUGCAGGCGAUGCGGUCACGGCUCAUGUGCAGGAAAGCAAAGCGUUGGACGAGCAACAGAGCCAGUUUGUCUCUAGAUCAGCUGCUGGUGAAACCAUGGAGAUGGCAGCAGCUGGGGUCUCUCUGAACUCUGAUAAGCGAAAGAAAGAUGGGGACCUUGUUGAAGCCUUUGAAAGGGUCCGACUAUCUGAAACUACUACUAGUGAAAACAUCACACCAAGAGACAAUUACUUUCUCAAAAAGCAAAUACCAAAUCAGCCUCACUAUGUUACUCUUCUGGAAAGAACGGAGAACACUUCAGCACCCAUGAAGCAAAGAUUUAAACCACACCAGCUGCCCGACAGAAGUGACACUUCUCCAUCAGGAUCCUCGCCACCCAGCCGCUCUUCUGAAGGAUCAUUACCGCUUUCAGCUCAGGCCAGGAGGGAGCGGGACAGAAAGCAUCUGGAUGACAUCACUUCAGCCAAGAUGCCUCCUCUCAUCUAUAGUCCGGCCAAGCUUCUGUCUCUGGACGAGUCAGCCUCACUACAGCAGGAUCAAACCAAAAGGCAGCAGGAGUUGCAGGCCAAGCUGGCAGCCCAGAAACUGUCUGAGGGAUUGAAGGUCUCUGUGGGGAGCUACACUCCUGACGGCGGCCCCAUGGCUGCCUACAGAGAGGUUCACGAUAUAGGAACGCAGCUCUCCUCAGACGAGGACUGACCCUGCAAGUCCGGAGCUGGGGAAACCAGAGUGCCCUUGGCCUUUUGGGAAGCAGGCUUUGGACCUUGCAAUCAGGACCCAUCAAACAGGAUUUUCCCUCCAGGGACAAGUAUUCUUAAGAGACGAAAAGAGUCUUUACACCGCGUGAAGGCAUAGUUGGUAUCCCCGACUCGGCUCAGGACAUUGAAUGGCGGGUUGAGAAACCGGCUUACCUAAUUGUCAUUCAGUUGGUAUUGGGCUCAGUAGUUUAAGUUUCCUGCAGGAAUACAUAAUACCUGCUGUUGAAUACAAGUCUUAAAUGCACAUUUGAAACUUGUAUCAUCAUAAGGGAUAAACUGAAUAUGUCAUGGCUGUCUGGUCCUGAGAGAGGUAAAAUUUCUAUUGAGUGUUUUGAUAAUUAUAUGCACUUAAAGCCCAUCAGCAUGUGGAGCAGACUGUUUUGCAGAAUGGUGAUCUGCCUGCAACUCCAGACAUGAGCCUGCAGAAAGUUCUAUCAGAUUGAAGUAUUACGAAAUGUGUAUGAGAAUUCAAUAAAUGCAAUUGAUUCCUGAGAAGGUUACAGAUUACAAACGCUGCAAAGUGCCUCGUCAGCUUCUUCAGAGAGGAGAGAAAUUAAUCUACAAUAGAUAUUCUUUCAUUGCUGACUCUUAAGGUAAAACACGUUUCCUUGUCUGAGUGUUUUAUUCAGCUGACAAUAUAAUAUCUGUAGUACAAAAUAAAACAUGUUUUUGUAUAAUUAUUGUA